Molecule: messenger RNA, 1611 nt
Organism: Aspergillus puulaauensis
Lineage: Eukaryota; Fungi; Ascomycota; Eurotiomycetes; Eurotiales; Aspergillaceae
Exons: 2
Coding region: 1-1611 (536 amino acids)
Source: RefSeq, a predicted model, not a curated record
AUGGAUUGGGAGCGUACAAGGAGAUUUGAUGAUCACCGUGGUGGAGAGAGUUAUCGCCCAGGAAGCUCUCGAGGAUAUACUCGUCGCAGCAGGUCUCCCCCCCGGAUACGCUCGCCCCCUAAUCGCCUUGUUGCCGAUACAUGGGCGCCAUCUACUGGACGGCCAUAUACUCGCCCGAGGACCCGUUCACCGCCUCCAUAUAGGCGUCGUUCACGAAGUCCGCAGCUGUAUAACAAGGAUACUGGUGUUGGUUCGUAUUCGAAGACGUACGUCCCACGGCGAUUCUCACCUCGUCGGGAUGUGAGGCCCAGAUCUCCUGCGUCAUCUUCAAGACGGCCAAGGUCUCCCUUCGGGGAAGAUCGUUCUCGUGAUGCUGGAUGGAACCAGAGUACCUCAACUUGUAGGCCGCCAAGAGACUCUUCGGCCGGAGGCCGCGAUUAUGGGCACUAUAGAAAGGAGCGCCACCCGCCUUCUGCUGGUCGACACACGCGAUCUGGGUCACCACUAAGACGUGGACCAUCAUUCGAAGACGAUCACCGCCCACAGACGACAGCUCGUGCUCGGAGCCCUUUUUAUAAGGGCCGUAGAGACGCUACUGCCAACCGAUAUCUAGGGCCAAGGCGACGGUCCCAAUCCCCAAAUGAUAUCCACACCAAGCGACCAUCUGCCUCUGGGUCUAUGUCCAACUCAAGGCGGUCGUCUCCCAGCGACAAUAAGAACAAUACCCCUUCAAGAGGCAAUAGAAGCCGGUCACCGCCUGCCAGCCAUCCCCUGGGCCGUCGUCGCUCUAGAGACUGGGGAGUCUUGCUAGCCCAGAAUGACUCCACGCCCUCAACAAAAAGUAACUUGACCACUCCGGAAGGCAGGAUCGACUCACCAACUGGGGAGCAAAUGUUUCGGAAGUCACUGCCCAGUAACGACGAUACGAGGCCAUCUCCACUACCUGGAAUACAGGGUAGGUCAAAUCACAUCAAAGCGUCAUAUCCGAGUAAUGCUCCGAGUCAGCCAAAGGCAUUCACAAAUAAACGCAACCACAAGUCACCUCCACCAGGACCGCCACAUGGCCCAAAGACCCUCGCAUCGCAUCCUCGCGCAUCGAACAUUUCCCUUUUGUCUGCCCCGACGAGGCCCCGCGGAAACUCAACUCUGAAAGACAGUGGUUGGACAACAACGCCGAUACGCCGUGGGCCUGCACCUGCUGGGUCACAUGGAACGCCCACUGCCCCUCGAAGCAAUCAAUUAGCAGCUCUUGGUGUCGAACCACAACGCGCCCGUUCCUGCCACCAUAACAGUGUUUCCAGUACCUCGUCCCCUCACACUCCAAGAUACUCCAGGUUUUUUGUAGGUCUCAAUACCAUCAUUCCGGGAGGUAGACUCCAUCCAUUAGAGCUUGACAGUAUGACGGAAAAGCGCCUUUCUCAGCUUGACGCCGAUAGGGAUCGACUUUUCGAACAGAUUUCAGAGAGCCAAAAGCUGAAGCGUGCUGGGUUAAGGGAUUGGAAUAAGCUUGACCGGGAGAGCUCUAUUUGUGCUUUGAAAAGUGAACUUGCUGAAGGACAUUUACAUUGUAUCACUGACACUGAAGGUACACUUGGCAGGGCAUUGUUUUGA